UACAAUUAUUGAGUGUGUUUAACAUAAAUAUAUAAAUAUAUACAUGUCUAUAUUCGUUUCAGGAACAUGCGUCAGGUGUGGCUGACAGAAAGAGCCCUAGCCGAUCUCGCAGCUGGGCCACCAAGACCAGUGAGAAUGCAUUUCGUUGAAGACGCGGCCCGGGAUAGGGGACGGAACAACCUGCCUACCGCAAAUGAAGUUGCGGCCGUGUUCGUAGGUGAAGGUGGUCUUCCUCCCAGACACAUCAAUCUGGUCAUCUACGACACCAAUCCAAUCGACCAGCAACGGAGGACGCAAUUCAUACCAGCGGGGUCGUGUCACUCGGAUCCCAUGUUGUAUCCGCUGUUUUCCCGUACGGCGAGGCCGGUUGGCAUAACGGUGUUGCAAGAGGGCCCUCAAAGAAAUAAUGUUCGCAGUCGAAACACUAUAAGAGAUUAUUUUGUACCCAACUAA
This is a messenger RNA of Acyrthosiphon pisum (pea aphid), 453 nucleotides long. RefSeq lists its product as uncharacterized. The coding region runs from base 67 to 453 and encodes 128 amino acids. The transcript has 2 exons. The record is from RefSeq and is a predicted model, not a curated record. NCBI's taxonomy places the organism in Eukaryota, Metazoa, Arthropoda, Insecta, Hemiptera, Aphididae.